UCUGUAAUUGCUCCUCAGUUGUCCCCAGAUAGCUCGAGAACAACAACGUGUGCAGUGACGAUGGCGAACUACCGUACGGUGUACGAUGAGACCACCCGGACCUGGCACGGUCCUACCGUGAAGCAUCUGUUCAACCCGGAGGCCAGCAUGGGACAGAUCAUGCUGGAGGUACUGAGCCGCUCGCCGGAUCGCGUGAUGCAGCAGGACAUGGACACCGGGCGAUCGCUGACGUACGCCGAGUUUCGGACGCGUUUGAUCCGCUUCGCCCAAAACCUUACGGCGGCCGGUCUGCGGCCAGGUGAGGUGGUAGUUUUAGCCAAUGCAAACAGUGAAAAUCUGGCUCCCCUGGCGUGUGCCCUGCUAACGAUCGGUGUACCGUUUAAUCCGCUGGCGCCGGCCUUUAACGAGGACGAUAUGGAAAACAUGCUGCGAACAACGAAACCGAAGCUGGUGUUUGCCGAUGCGGACAACUACGAGGUAGUGCGAAAGGCGCUGGAGCGUGCCGUACCUCGCGGGGACACGUUGCCUCCAAUCUACGUGUUUGAGUGUACUCGGGACGAUGUGAAACAUGCGGAGGACUUCAUGAAGGAGACGGGAAGCGAAGAAACGUUCGUGGCACCUUAUCUGGGUGACUCCAAAAAAACGUUGGCCGCGAUAUUGUGCUCCUCCGGAACAUCAGGAGCCCAUAAGGGCGUGCAGGUAACACACGCCGCCUGCAUGCACAUGACAAUAUGGACACGGUUCAAUGCCACUCCGGAGGUACACUUCAACUUCAGCGCCCUUUAUUGGACGACCGGCUUUGGCUCCAUGCUGACUCCGUUCUGUAGCGGGGCCGUACGACUUAUCACACGCAAGCCCUUCAACGAAGAGCAGUUUUUGGAGGCGGUAGAAAAAUAUCACGCCAAAGGGAUCUUUCUACCCACGGCUUAUGCAAACGCUAUGAUGGCUCAUCCGCGCAUGAAAACGGCCGAUCUGAGUUCGAUCAAAUUCUUGGCACUUGGUGGCAGUCACGUGCCGGAAGAGUUGCGUGACCGGAUCGAUGCACUGCUCGCACCGACCGGAGGCCGCUCGGUGAACGCAUACGGAUCGUCGGAGAACGGUUCCUGUGCGAUGGACAUUAUUAGGCGAAAGCCAGGCGCGAUCGGACCAUUGAUGCCGAACGCGAUGGUACGCAUUGUGGACGAUGACGGGAACCGGCUGGGAGUGGGAGAGCAGGGUGAGCUACUGACGAAGGCGAUCGUGGAUUUCGGUGGAUACUAUGGCAAUGAGGAGGCUUCCCGGAGUGCGAUCGAUUCGGACGGGUUCUUUCGAACGGGUGAUAUCGGGUACAUCGAUGAGGAAGGUUUCUUGUACUUGAUAGAUCGCAAGAAGGACAUCUUCAAGUAUCGUAACUAUCACGUAUCACCGUCGGAUCUGGAAGCGAUCAUUAUGCGCAUCGACGGUGUACAGGAGGUGUGCGUGGCUGGAAUUCUAGAUACGAAGGAUGCAACCGAUGUGCCAGCGGCUGUCAUCGUGAAACGACCUGACUCCAGACUAGAUGCUUCCCAAGUGCGCUCGAUCGUCGACGGUCAGGUGUCCGACUUUAAGCGACUGCGAGGAGGUGUUUACUUUGUAGCGGAACUCCCAAAAACCCAGACAGGCAAGGUAAUACGUCGGAAGGUUAUCGAGAUGAUAACGCGCAUGAAUCAGCUUCCCGACAAGUGUUGAAACUGUUGACAGAAAUACAUCUCGCAUCUGUUAUCUUUUGCGUACGAACGGUUA
This is a messenger RNA of Anopheles merus, 1761 nucleotides long. RefSeq names its product probable 4-coumarate--CoA ligase 3. The coding region runs from base 61 to 1707 and encodes 548 amino acids. Gene Ontology annotation, biological process: fatty-acyl-CoA biosynthetic process; long-chain fatty acid metabolic process. The record is from RefSeq and is a predicted model, not a curated record. Lineage: Eukaryota; Metazoa; Arthropoda; Insecta; Diptera; Culicidae. The transcript has 2 exons. Gene Ontology annotation, molecular function: long-chain fatty acid-CoA ligase activity.